Molecule: messenger RNA, 1778 nt
Organism: Ananas comosus (pineapple)
Lineage: Eukaryota; Viridiplantae; Streptophyta; Magnoliopsida; Poales; Bromeliaceae
Product: tRNA (adenine(58)-N(1))-methyltransferase non-catalytic subunit trm6
Exons: 13
Coding region: 116-1489 (457 amino acids)
Biological process (GO): tRNA methylation
Cellular component (GO): nucleus; tRNA (m1A) methyltransferase complex
Source: RefSeq, a predicted model, not a curated record
UCCAAAACCCUAGUCUCUCUCUCUCUCUUCCAAAACCCUAGUGUCUCUCUCUCUCUCUCUCUCUCUCUCUCUCUCCGUCGCUCCAAAACCCUCGCCCUUCUCCGACCCACUCCCCAUGGCCGAAGACGCCUCCACCGCCACAUCCGCCACCGCCUCCGCCGCCACCUCCGCCGCCGCCGCUGCGGCUUCCCCGAUACCGAGGCUCGCGUGGGAGGGGUGCAGCGUCCUCCUCGACGCCAACGACGGCGACCGCCUCGUCUUUGCCCGCCUCUCCCCCGCCGCGACGCUGAAGAUCGGGAACAAGAAGUGCUCCCUCGCGCCGCUCGUUGGAUGCCCCUUCGGAUCGUCGUUCCGCGUCGAGAGCGGCCCCAACGGACCAUUUCUCGAUCGCUUCGUCCCUUCUACACUCGAUAAUUGCGCGCAGGACAUUGCUGAUGGGCAGUUGACAGAUGAUCAAAAAGACAAUAGAUCGUUGGUCGACAAUAACACGGCCCAAAGCCUAUCUAGUGAUGACAUAGAUACAAUGCGGAGAGAAGGUGCGACUGGUGACAAAAUUAUUGAAGCUCUUAUUGCUAACAGCUCGACGUUUGGAAAGAAGACUGCCUUUUCACAAGAGAAAUACAAGAUAAAGAAACAGAAGAAAUACGCACCUAAAGUACUUUUGAGGCGCCCAUCUACUCGAAGCAUAUGCGAGACUUAUUUCAAGAAACAUCCGGCGCGAACAGGGUUUUUGCGCGUUGAUACACUAUCUCUCUUGUUGUCCAUGGCUAAUGUGGGUGCAUAUUCAGAUGUCCUUGUGGUUGAUAUGGUUGGAGGUUUACUUACUGGGGCCAUAGCAGAACGUUUAGGAGGUACUGGAUAUGUUUGUAGCACUUAUUUUGGAUCAGUGCCAAACCCUAUAGACAUAGUCAAAAUGUUCAAUUUCAGCAGUGGAGUGUGUAGCAGGGUUGUUCAAGCACCAUUUAAUGAUCUCUGCUCUUCGCAAAGUACUACUGACGAGCUCACCAUUAAAUCAGAUGAGAAAGCUGAUCGUGCUUCCUCAAACGAACCCUUUGUUCAAGAAGAAGAUUCUUUGUUAGAAUGUGGAGAUGAGGACAACAUUCCGGCCAUUCAGAAGUCAAUUAAACCCGGAAAGCAACCAUCACCAGAAACCAUAAAAUAUUGGAAAGAAAAUGGCUUUUCCAGUUUGAUAGUUGCUGCUCCUGAAUCGAAAGUCGGAAAAUUAGUUACCGAUCUACUCCCGCUAUUAGCAUAUUCUGCACCGUUUGCAAUUUAUCAUCAAUAUCUUCAGCCUCUUGCAACAUGCAUGCACAAACUGCAGACUUCAAGAAUGGCUGUUGGCUUGCAAAUAUCUGAGCCAUGGCUCCGUGAAUACCAGAUUCUUCCAUCGCGCACUCAUCCGCAUAUGCAAAUGAAUGCAUUUGGUGGUUACAUCUUGAGUGGGACUAGAAUUUGUAGCAGUGAGGCUUUUGAUGGAAUCAAGAAGUGACCAUCUCAAAAUCCAUGGAACAAGAAGAUGAGGGGGACCUCGUUUCGCCGAUGCGAGAUAAGGGCAUUCACAUUCUAUGCCCUUUUAUGUAGCAAUUUUAUAACAUUAUUAUAUUGUUAUUUCCAUGGUUAAAUUCAUAAUUCUUACUUGUUUGACUAGUUUCGUUUUUUUUCUUUUUUUUACAUUUAUUAUUUCUAAAUCCCGCUUGUUGAUUGUAUCAAAAUUCGCCAAUAUACAAGGGAGAUAAUCCGCGAUAAAUGAUUAAAACAUUGUUCUCUGCUUGCUAUUA